Nakaseomyces glabratus is the source of this 1962-nucleotide messenger RNA. It is a transcript of the gene LMO1, whose product is annotated as Lmo1p. The record is from RefSeq and is a predicted model, not a curated record. Lineage: Eukaryota; Fungi; Ascomycota; Saccharomycetes; Saccharomycetales; Saccharomycetaceae.
AUGACCAUUGAUGAUGCUGAUAUUAACAAUGAACUAAGUAAAGUGCUUGAAUCGGCUACUGAGAACUCAUUAUCUGCAGAUUAUGCGAAGUGCUGCUUUGAGUAUUUGAGGAAUAGUGCCAGGGACCAGAAAUCUUCAAGUUUCCAACAUUUAAUAUGGCAAUUCGUCUCAGCAUGCCCGGAUGAUGUCCUCUGCUCUCAAAUUAUACCAGAAGAUGAUUUUUGGGACCUGAUCAAAGAUUGUGCAACAAAUAUGGAGCCCGAACUUUUGAGCUCAAUAUUAAACUACUUGUUUAAUAUUUUUCUUAGCGGUCAAGAUGUUCAUGAGUUAGGAUUCACUUCUCUAUGCAACCAUUUACAGAAGAGACACAACAUAAUGGAAUACAUACUGAUCAAUCUUUCGCUGCAUUCGUUACAUGUCAAUUUAGUUGCCGAUACUUUGCGUUGUAUUGCUUCAUUUUUGAAAUGCUCAAUGCUGCUUUCCAAAUAUGAUGCGGAGAAGGCUAUCUCCAUAGUUCCAUCCAUAUGUUUUUUACUCCUGGAGUAUAAUUUUCCUACUGUGGUAACUUUACUUCUUUCAAUUGAUGAAUUACGACCUUUAAUUAUAGACGAGUAUUUACCAGUGAAGAUGCAGCUGGCAAAGUUUCUGGAAUCAAAAACAUUACAGCAAGCAUCAAUAGAACUUAAACAAAACCUUUACCAUGCUAUAAGAAACACAAAUAUUUUCUUGAGAAGCUACGAAAUGGAAUUUGGUUCCCUAAAUGACUCUAUGGCUGAGCUUAACCAACUAAAUACACUACAAGUUUACGAUAUGUUGUCUUUCCUUGACAAUUCUAAUACCGUUUUUAUCAAGAAUUUAACAGAGCAAUUACUAUUUAAGAGUAGCCCCUUUCCUUUUUUUAAGGUUAUAUUUGAAGUAUCCUCAGAAAUGCAAAACUUUUUAAACCGUUUUGAUGAAGAUGAUGACUCCAAAAUUUCCAUGGCAGGCCAUAUAUUGAACAGAGAGUCAUUACUAGAGUCUUUAAUGUGUUGCAUACUUCGAUUCUGGUCGGAAUCACAGUCAACUAGUCGAAAUGAUAUGGAUUCUUUAUUGCAACUGGUGCCUAUUAUACUGGACAAAAUGUAUUGUUCUAUCCGAGAUACUAAUUUGAAGAGGUCUGGAUCAGCUUUCGAAGUCGGAAUUGAGCUUCUAGAAUCUUUUGACUAUUCCACGGCAAGACUAUGGCAAUUAGAGAUGAUUAGAAAUUUGCAUUAUCAGCAGUGGUCUGGCCAAAUUUCAGGAUUCGUAGACAUAUUGUCAAACCAAGUACAUGAUUAUGUGCGGCACCAACGUCUACUUUUGCUACAGAAAGGAACAUGGGCAUACUCAGAAAAUCCAAUCGAUGAGGGGUCAACCAAUCCACGAGUCUAUUUCAUUGUGGUAUCAGAUAAUCACGCCAAUUUAUUGGCUAGACGAUUUGACCACAAACUCGACGAGACGCCUUUUGUAGAGGACAAUGUAAUUUGUACUAAAUCUGAAGCCAACUCAUUUCCGAAUCCCAAUAGUACCAUAGUAGUACCUAUCAAAAUUAUCGACUCAUUUGCCAGCAAAGAAUUACGGGCCGAAAACAAUGCAGCUGAAGUCCCCCAAGUGGUUAAUAUCUCGAAGAAAAACAUAUAUACAGAGGUUAAACUACUCGAUAAAUCUCAGAAGUGCUUACUGCAGAUGUAUCUAGAUACAAAGGAAGCGGCAUAUAUUUGGUUAGAUGGACUUAUGCUGAUUUCUAAGUCGAAAUCAAGAGCAAAUAUUUCAGAGAAUACGAAGUCUCAAAUAAAAACUUUGAUUGACCUUAGAAAAGAUGUUCAAUUACUAAACCUUCCGUUUCAUCAGGAACUCCAAGAGAGUCCUGAAGAUAUAGACGAAGAGGAGUUUUACGAUCUGGACACAUUGAAGAAUCUGCCGAACGAAUUUUACUACCAAUAA